AUGGCUCUCAAGCUCUGGACGAACCCCGCUAACUUCAGAGCAUUCAAGGUUCUGAUCGCCGCCGAAUACAACGGCGUGGAGCUUGAGGUGCCCGAGUUCAACCACCCCAGCGACAGCAAGUCCCCAGACUUCCUUGCGAAAUCUCCGCUCGGACGCGUGCCUGUCCUGGAAACGCCCCAGGGCUCAAUCUUCGAGUCGAAUGCCAUCGCACGGUACGUCGCACGCAUGCGUCGUGACACCGAGCUCUACGGUGUUUCUUUCUUCGAGUCUGCCCAGGUAGACUCCUGGAUCGACUUUUGUGCGCACGAAAUUGAGCUUCCGGCCACCAUCUGGUGCUACCCAGUAAUCGGCUACAUGCCGUACAACGACGCCGCCGUUAGCAAGGCGAAGGAGGACCUGAAGAUCGCUCUGGGUGCUCUUGAAAAAGCCUUGCUGCACAGAACGUACCUGGUCGGCGACAAGAUCACCCUGGCCGAUAUCACCGUGGCUUCGGCCCUGGUGUACCCCAUGAAGCUCGUCGUGAGCCCCGAGUACCGCAAGGCAUUCCCGUGUGUGACUCGAUGGUUCACUACCUGUGUCAACCAGCCUCAAUUCAAGGCUGUGAUCGGGACCGUGGAGCUAGCCAAGGAAGAAAUGACCGCGGAAGGAGCCCCAAAGGCACCGAAGAAGGAGAAGAAGCCACAGCCCGCGAAGAAGGCGAAGAAAAAGAAGGAGGACAAGAAGGAAGAAGACGACGGCUCCAGGGACUUGGGGAUGCCCGCAGAGGAGAAGAAGGCCCCUCACCCCCUCGCCGUUAUGGACAAAGAGGCGAAAUCGCCGUUUGUGGGAGACACAUGGAAAAAGAUUUACUCCAACAACUCGUACGAGGAGAGCAUGAAGCAAUUCUGGGAGAUCUUCGACGCUGAGGGAUGGUCCCUCUGGAUUUGCCGGUACAAGUACAACGCUGAGAACACUCGUUUGUUCAUGACGUCGAACCUGGUGGGCGGGUUCAUCCAGCGUUCCGGCGAGAUCAGGAAGUGGGCGUUUGGCUGCAUGCAGAUCACCGGCGAGGAGGGAAAGGAGUUGAUCGUGUCCGGAGCGUGGCUCAUCCGUGGACAGAGCAUCCAGCCCAUGGUAGACGCCAACGAUGACGCCAACUGGUACGAUUGGGUGAAGGUUGCCACGCCGGUCUCCGACGCGGACAAGGCCCUCGUCACAGAGAUGUGGUGCAGCGAGACCACAGUCGAGGGUAGGCCCGUGCUCGAUGGCAAGGUCUUCAAGUAAAAUAAACAGAUUUCCGGUGCAUCUUUCUGGCUUUUGUUUUUGGCUUGCCGUAUUUGAGAGUGCUCCAGAACCUAUCUCGUGGACGCACCCGAGAACAUUCGCGGCGAAACUAAUGGCUAGAUGACAGUGAUUGCCCUAUGCCCGGCCAUGGCGAAUUCCUGGUCCCGGAAUGUGUCUCGGAACAAGAGGGAAGGUUGGCUCUUGUUGGUUGUUGUUGGUUCGGGCGGGGUUUUUGAGUUUUCCCCCUAACCCUUCCUUCGGCUGCUGCUUGUUUCAGGCACUCUGCCUCGCUGAGGUGUGAUAUGUGAUUUAUUGCCGGUUCGUGGUUAGCUCUUUGGACUUUCGAGGAGUGACUCGUGGUACACGUGGACGACCGACCAGCCCGUGUGGGAAAGUGUUCCUCUCCUACAAUCUGAAAACCAUAGCUCAUGCCACACAUGAUUGUGACCUUGACAUGGUGUUGUCACCCCUGUUGCUUACCCCACCGAUUAAAAAGAAGGAACGACGAUUCUCCGGAACCCUGCUGGGUUUGUUAUUUUUGCUUGCGCCCACUAUCUCGGGUCAUGAUCUUAAGUCAUCGCACAGACCUCGACUUGUCACGACAUCGGUAGGAUGCUUUUCAGGACAGCCACGUUCUUUGUCCACGAACCAUUAUGUGAUUAUGUGCCUUGGCUUUGCGUCAAACUGGAGAAAUGUUUCAACUUAAAAGUAGUCUGGUUGCCGUUGCUUCCAGGCUCUCUUUCGUACUCGUGGGAGGCAAUCUUCACGCAGCUGUCCGUUAAGUCGCUCAAUGCUCAAGUUGCUUGACCA
This is a messenger RNA of Ectocarpus siliculosus, 2073 nucleotides long. The record is from the annotation of a GenBank genome assembly. Lineage: Eukaryota; Phaeophyceae; Ectocarpales; Ectocarpaceae.